AUUUCCGCGCCGAGAUGUCGCUAUUCUUUCACCGGCUUACAAGAUGCAGAUUCUCACAACAGGCUGAGCCGAAUCGUUUCCGGCAUUGAUGAAUCGGAUGCAGAACAACGAUACAAUGUGGAAGCAGCCGACAAUAAGAUAACUUCGUUGCCAAAUUCGAGCGCCACAAGUGUAGCCUCAACCCAGAGGAAGGUUAUUUCCUGGGAGAGAAAUGACUCAGAAAAUCCAUACAAUUGGUCAUCCAGAAAAAAGGCGUGGAUAGUAUCAAUAGGAAUGUUUGUGGUUGUGAACAGCACCAUGGGGUCUUCACUUCCCUCCAAUGCAAUCCCGUUCAUCAGCGCGGACUUCCACAUCACAUCGUCAUAUUCUCAAGUUCUACCGAUUUCUAUGUACUUGAUUGGCUAUGUCCUUGGUCCAUUACUUUUCGGUCCACUAUCAGAGACGUUCGGGCGAAGAGCAAUCAUGACUUCUACAUUCCUCGCCUACACAAUCUUUACAAUGGCUUGCGCUCUGUCUCCAAAUUGGGCAGCGCUGUUGAUAUUUAGGCUACUAACCGGAGUCAAUGCCAGUAGCCCAAUAUCGGUUGUUGGCGGGGUGUAUGCAGACAUCUAUGAGGAUCCUGUAACUAGAGGAAGGGCAAUGGCAGUUUUCAUGUCGGGAACAUGUCUUGGUCCUCUCAUUGCCCCAAUCAUAUCCGGCUUCAUAUCACCCGUUAAAGGCUGGCGCUGGACUUUCUGGAUUGGUCUCAUGGUCGCGGGCGCCACGCUGCCUGCUCUUGCAACUCUUCCAGAGACCUUUGGCCCAACCCUCCUCGCUAAGCGCGCUGCCAAACUUCGCAAAAGCACAAAUAACCCCAACAUCUUCGCGCCUAUCGAGCUCGAGAAGAAAGGUUGGAAGCAGAUGGCUACUGUCACGCUCACUCGCCCCCUUCGAAUGAUAUGCUUUGAACUCAUUGUUCUAGCCACAUGUCUAUAUCUCAGUCUGGCAUACGGCAUAUUUUACCUCUUCUUCGAGGCGUACCCCAUCAUUUUCCGAGGCAUCUACGGACAAUCAUCCGGCGUCUCAGGCCUGAUGUUCCUCCCCAUCGGUGGGGGCAGCGUGCUGGCAGUCAUUCUGUUCCUAUGGUAUGAUGGCUUUUUGCGGAAUGCGCAGAAGCAGAACAGGGCAUGGACGCGAAAAGAAGAGGCCCGGCGAUUGCCUCUAGCAUGUGUAGGUGGACCUCUCUACGUCGUGUCGCUUUUUUGGCUCGGUUGGACUGCGAGAUCAGAAGUCCCGUUCUACGUUCCGAUGCUGGCAGGCAUCCCGUUUGGAAUGGGCUUCGUGCUCAUCUUCAUGGCGCUCCUGAAUUACCUCACAGACGCGUAUGAGAUUUUCGCGGCCUCGUCCAUGGCUGCUUCGUCUUGUUGUCGCAGUCUCGCUGGUGCGGUAUUGCCGUUUGCUGCGACGCCCAUGUUUGCAAGACUCGGUGUGGCUUGGGCAUGUAGUCUACUUGGGUUUUUGAGUUUGGGCAUGUGUGUCAUCCCUUUCAUGUUCCUGUGGAAGGGCGAUGUGAUAAGGGAAGGGAGUAAGUUUUGUAACUUUCUGAAAGAGAAGAAACAGAAAGAGCUAGAGGAACUGGAAAGGGAAGCGCGGGGUAUCGAGGGACUGGGGUUUAAUGAUGCUCCUGGGGAAAAG
This is a messenger RNA of Lachnellula hyalina, 1674 nucleotides long. Its product is annotated as MFS transporter. Gene Ontology annotation, biological process: transmembrane transport. NCBI's taxonomy places the organism in Eukaryota, Fungi, Ascomycota, Leotiomycetes, Helotiales, Lachnaceae. The record is from RefSeq and is a predicted model, not a curated record. Gene Ontology annotation, molecular function: transmembrane transporter activity. The annotation marks the transcript as partial. The transcript has 3 exons.